UCGCGAGGAAGGAGGAAGGAGGAACCCAAUCCCGGAAGCUGUGACAACAAUAAUGCUGGAUGGGAUGUGUCGCUACCUCGUCUGCGGUCUCAGAGCUGGAGUUUACCUUUUUGUCAAGCGUUCAAAAAUGAAUUUAAAAGGCGUCCCUAUACGACUAUGUGAGCAAUUUUGAGGGAAGGAUGCACUCUUCAAACCAUCGACUGCGAGAAAUGGAGCAGCACCACCCGCUGCUGACGGCAGGUGGCGAUGUCGAGUCAGGCAGCCUGGCGGCUGGAGUGAUGGUCGACGGCGCCCACACGGACCACAGCACCGGAAACCGCACGGUGUGGUUCAUUCAGGACAGCUGUGGUAUGGUGUGCGCCGGCAUAACCUGGUUCCUGGUGCUGUAUGCCGAGUUUGUUGUGAACUUUGUCAUGCUGAUGCCCGCCAAGAACUUCUGGUAUUCUCUACUUAACGGAGCCACGUUUAACUCCCUCGCCGUGCUCGCUCUGGCUUCACACCUGCGCACCAUGUUGUCAGAUCCGGGUGCGGUUCCCAAAGGCAACGCCACCAAGGAGUACAUGGAGAGGUUGCAGCUGAAGCCUGGAGAGGUCAUCUACAAGUGUCCAAAGUGCUGCAGCAUCAAGCCUGAGAGAGCACACCACUGCAGUAUUUGUAAAAGGUGCAUCCGGAAGAUGGAUCACCACUGUCCCUGGGUAAAUAACUGCGUGGGGGAAAAGAAUCAGAGAUUCUUCGUCCUUUUUACUAUGUACAUAGCAUUGAUUUCUGCUCAUGCACUGGGCCUCAGUGGCAUGCACUUCUUCACGUGUAUUAAAGUACAGUGGAACGAGUGCAGUGACUUCUCUCCUGGGGUGUCCGUGCUACUGCUGAUCUUCCUCUGUCUCGAAGCCAUCCUCUUCCUCACUUUCACUGCUGUCAUGUUUGGUACGCAGAUACACUCCAUCUGCAAUGACGAGACGGAGAUCGAGCGACUGAAAAACGAGAAGCCCACCUGGGAGCGUCGCACCAGAUGGAACGGAAUGAAAGCCGUGUUCGGCGGCCCGCCCUCUGUGCUGUGGUGCAACCCAUUCACGGGGCUGCGUCUACACCGCCUCGCGCUCCUAAACCAAGCUCGCCGCCCCGGAUCAGAGUUUUCUGUUUGAGAGACGCCUGUGACGAAACUCAUGAGGAAGGUGAUGGAACGGACAUCAGCUUACCAAGAACUGGCCUUCCUGUGCGGGUGACAAAGUGUUACGGCGGGGCUGCACAACUUCGGCAACCUCCAUUCAAUGUCCAUACUUUCUCACAACGAUUGCAAACAUUGACGGUUUUUAGUUUGUGUGGUGGUGACGCAUGCAGUGUAUAACUCUUUUAUUCCUCCUCCAUUUGGUUUCCCUUUUAUUUAUUUUUUUCAAUCAUUAUUGAUUUUGCCUUGCUGAUGAGAUUCAAAGUACAUAUUUGACAUGGCGGACUGGAGGGGGCAAGCAGCAUUAUUGCAGACAAAGGGCGCAGGCUACUUACGUGACACUUGAGCGAGUGGAGCACACCAGACAGACGUGUGCUGCGUUGAUUUGCAUGUGUAACGCUGCAAUCAGUCGGCCGCUCCCGGGCUAAUGAGGCCGUGAACAACAAGCUUCUUUCUUCUUCUGUGCGGGGCUGAGUGGCUUUUGCAAGGUUUUCGUCUCCUGCAAUAUCAUCAUCAUUAUUAUUUAUUCCUGGCUCAACUCUUUUUGGGCCAGUGCAAGACAAUAUCUGCAGCAGUGAGAAAUCUACCUAUGUUUCACUGUAAAGAUAAAUAACUCUCUUGAGUAUAUUUGCCUGCUUACAUCGGUAAUCAGUUUUAGGGGUUACUUUUGUAUAUCAUUUGGACUUUACAAGUUCCUCGCAGCAAGUGUUGGACCAUGCAUGCUGCUUGCCUGUCAUGACACUAGCACAUCGUCCUUUUGUGCUCUGACUUUAUGCUGAUUCUAAGCUGGUGAAUUUCAAACUGUGCAGUGGAUUCUUCUGGGGGCUUUUGCUAUUUAUAAGGCCUGUAAGAAGCAGACCUUCCAAGAGUUUUUAGAACCCUUAAUGCCUUUGAACAACAUCCGGUCAAUUCAUCCAUUAUAUAUCAUUUACAGUUUUCUUUUUACACUGGAUGAUUGUGGCUUUUUUUUUUAAUUAAGACGGUAGUUCAGAUUUGAGUAUUGUCAAGUUUUCCUCCACAUGUGGGACGGUGUGCUGGUUUUUGUUCUCAUCUGUGGUUGCCAAAGGAGUGAGUAUUUUUUUUCCCUCAAUGUUUACACUAUUAAAGGAUGCUCUGUGAUGAAUGUAAAACAAGUUGGCACUCUUUCUAAACUGUUUUCGGGAGUUUUAUUAAUGCAGACCUCAUGUUUUCUCUUUCUCUAACUGCUGCACAGGCUCAAACUUGCAACCCCUCUUACUGCAGGCAUGCAUUUCUUAACUUCAUCCAGGAAAUCCCUUCAAACUAACUUAAAUAGGAACGAAGGCCAGCUUAACCUAUAAAUGUGUGCUUGCAAGAUGGGCAACAAUUGAACUGGAAUGGAAAUGAAUACAGGAACAGAAGUGACAUUUUCUGGCAGGAUGUACUUUAUUCAUAUCUUUGAUCAAUUAAAUUAUGAUUAUGAAAGGUCAGGAAGAUAGUUGAUCUUCCAGAAAUGGUUGUAUACUACAGUAGGACAGUGCUUUCAAGUAAUGAAGUUAUGAUUCCUCGUACAGGGUUAGCAGUUACGAGGCAUGUUUUGUAUAACUGAUUGUAUUUUAAAUCCCUGUAUUACAUUAUGAUGACAUCACCGGGUUGUGUGGCGAUGCUCUCAACCCGAAAAAUGUUUCUGUUCCCCUGAGAUCAAGUCUUUUAGCGUUUAUGACAGAUUAAAAGUUAUGAGAACUGUAUAAAUGGAUGGAAUGGUUUGUUUUUUUAAAUGUGUCAUGUAAAUGUCAUUUUAAGUAAUAAACAUUAUUAAAAGUGUUA
Molecule: messenger RNA, 2950 nt
Organism: Nerophis ophidion (straightnose pipefish)
Lineage: Eukaryota; Metazoa; Chordata; Actinopteri; Syngnathiformes; Syngnathidae
Gene: zdhhc7
Product: zinc finger DHHC-type palmitoyltransferase 7
Exons: 7
Coding region: 180-1142 (320 amino acids)
Biological process (GO): peptidyl-L-cysteine S-palmitoylation; protein targeting to membrane
Cellular component (GO): endoplasmic reticulum; Golgi apparatus
Molecular function (GO): protein-cysteine S-palmitoyltransferase activity
Source: RefSeq, a predicted model, not a curated record